AUAUCUCCUCUUUUCUCCUCUUGGAUGGCACAACUGCAAAGGAGUGAAGCCAAGAGGUAGCCGUGCCCUGCAACGGGAUGACCACAGGUUUGCCCCCAGUGCAGGAAGAUGACUUUCCUCCACGAUGACUGCUAUUUCCCCCACGGUUACAGGGGCCUCCACAGCUACCGGGGCUAUGACUACAGCGGCCCCUACUACUACAGGGGCCUUGGCGGCCUCUAUGACUUUGGGGACCGCUAUGGCCACGAUGGUCUGUACGGUCACUGGGGCUUCUAUGGCUCUAGGGACCACUAUGGCUUUGGAGGUCUGAAUGGUGGUUAUAGGGGCCUGUAUGGAGACUGCUAUGGCUACCCAGGCUUGUACAGCAGCCGCUACGGUCACCACUUUGGUUCACGAUAUGGUCAUCGAUACGGCUAUGGGAGCUGGUAAACCCAGCAGGAACGGUGCUGAAAUGAGGAUCAACCCCAGUCUGGACUGAUGGCGAAUCUGGGCAGCAUCUUUCUGAUGCACAGAGCCCAGUGACAGCAGCUUCCCUCUGCGGAGGCAUUGAGGCUCUGCUCUACUGCCCAAGUGCUCGAAAUGAUUGAUCUUUUCCUGCUCUAUUUGCUCUCUUGCCUCCCAAACUCUCCUCUUCAUCUACUGCUGGAACCGAAAGCUUGCUUAUCCUCAGCACCUGUUCUGUGCAAACUCCACAAACGCUGCUGGAGUGUCUGGCUUUUGUGUUUGUUGCGGUGAUGUACAAAACAUGCUCUGAAUGAAUGGUACAGGCACGGUGUACCGUGUCUUGGGGAAUGUAGUCUUUCUGUUCUGUACGCCUUCAGGAGUACAUCUGCCUUUCAUAUUAAAAGCUACG
Messenger RNA from Numida meleagris (helmeted guineafowl), 853 nucleotides. RefSeq names its product probable peroxisomal membrane protein PEX13. The transcript is spliced from 2 exons. Bases 109 to 429 code for a protein of 106 amino acids. NCBI's taxonomy places the organism in Eukaryota, Metazoa, Chordata, Aves, Galliformes, Numididae. The record is from RefSeq and is a predicted model, not a curated record.